CUCUCAUUUGUUCCUUUUUUUUUUUAAUUUGAGUUUCGAGUGAUAAAACACACCCCUCUUUAUAUCCCUGUUUUGUCAUUUCCUCUCUACCUUCCCUUUUCUUCAAUCGCCGGCAUUCGGCGGAGAUUAAGAAAAGAUAACAAGCAGGAGAACAGAAAAUCUUCAUUAAACCGGAGAUCGGUAAAAAACUAUCUUUAAAAUUGUGAGAGAGAAGAAUGUCGGAAGAAGAAAAAUUAUUAAAAGAGGCAAAGAAGUUACCGUGGGAAGAUCGGUUAUUACAUAAGAACUGGAAAGUUAGAAAUGAGGCUAACAUCGAUUUGGCUGCGUUUUGUGAUUCUAUCACCGAUCCUAAGGAUCCUCGUCUUCGUGAAUUCGGUCCAUUAUUUAGAAAAACAGUUGCGGAUUCGAAUGCGCCUGUUCAAGAGAAGGCUCUUGAUGCGCUGAUUGCUUUUUUAAGAGCUGCUGAUGCUGAUGCUGGAAGGUAUGCAAAAGAAGUUUGUGAUGCCAUUGUGGCGAAAUGCCUCACUGGUCGACCAAAGACAGUCGAGAAAGCUCAGGCAUCGUUCAUGCUUUGGGUGGAGCUAGAGGCUGUUGAUGUUUUUCUGGAUGCAAUGGAGAAAGCAAUUAAGAACAAAGUUGCCAAAGCCGUUGUGCCUGCAAUUGAUGUCAUGUUCCAAGCCUUGAGUGAAUUUGGAGCCAAGAUUGUUCCCCCAAAGAGGAUUUUAAAGAUGCUUCCAGAAUUGUUUGACCAUCAGGAUCAGAAUGUUCGUGCAUCCUCCAAAGGACUAACACUGGAGCUUUGUCGUUGGAUCGGAAAAGACCCAGUAAAAUCAAUUUUGUUUGAGAAGAUGAGGGAUACAAUGAAAAAAGAACUGGAGGCUGAGCUUGUUAAUGUUACGGGGACAGCUAAGCCAUCUCGCAAGAUUAGAUCUGAGCAAGACAAGGAGCCAGAGCCUGAAGCUGUAUCAGAAGUUGCAGGUCCUGGCCAGUCAGAAGAAGCUGCAGCUGAUGCUCCUCAGGAAAUAGAUGAGUAUGAGCUUGUUGAUCCUGUAGACAUUUUGACUCCUUUGGAGAAGUCUGGAUUUUGGGAUGGGGUGAAAGCGACCAAGUGGUCGGAAAGAAAGGAGGCUGUCGCAGAGCUGACGAAGCUUGCUUCCACAAAAAGGAUAGCACCUGGUGAUUUCUCAGAAGUUUGUCGGACACUGAAGAAGCUUAUAACAGAUGUGAAUAUUGCUGUCGCAGUUGAAGCCAUCCAAGCUAUUGGCAAUCUUGCGAGAGGUUUAAGAACUCAUUUUUCUGCGAGUUCUCGGUUCUUAUUGCCAGUUUUGCUUGAAAAAUUGAAAGAGAAAAAACCUGCUCUUACUGAGUCACUUGCACAAACUCUUCAAGCAUUGCACAAGUCUGGCUGCUUAAGUCUUGUGGACAUUGUUGAAGAUGUUAAGACAGCUGUAAAAAACAAAGUUCCUCUUGUCCGCUCGUUAACUUUGAACUGGGUAACAUUUUGUAUUGAAACAAGUAACAAGGCCGUUAUUUUGAAGGUGCAUAAGGAUUAUGUCCCUAUCUGUAUGGAGAGCCUUAAUGAUGGGACUCCUGACGUGAGGGAUUCAGCAUUUUCUGCUUUGGCAGCAAUUGCUAAGUCGGUUGGCAUGAGGCCUUUGGAGAGGUCAUUGGAGAAACUUGAUGAUGUUAGAAGAAAGAAGUUGUCUGAAAUGAUAGGGGGUUCAGGAGGGAAUGCGUCAGGUGGCACAAGCUCAGCUACAGUUCAAGCUGUUAGUGGGAGCGUGUCUUCUACAGAGGCAUCAGAAGGAUCAUUUGUUAGAAGGUCAGCAGCAAGCAUGCUUUCUGGGAAGAAGCCCCUUCCGGCAGCUCCUGCUAACAAAAAAGGAGGACCUACUAAAUCAGGCACCAACAAGAAAGGAGAUGGGGCUGGGAGGACUGAAACUUCAAAAGCAAUUGAACCACCUGAAGAUGUUGAGCCAGCAGAAAUGAGUCUUGAAGAGAUUGAAAGUAGAUUAGGCUCUCUUAUACAAGCAGAAACUGUUUCUCAACUAAAAAGCACUGUGUGGAAAGAGAGGCUUGAAGCUAUAUCCUCCUUGAAACAACAAGUUGAAGGACUUCAGGGCCUCGAUCAGUCUGUGGAGAUUUUGAUUCGUUUACUUUGUGCAAUUCCUGGUUGGAAUGAGAAAAAUGUUCAGGUUCAGCAACAAAUGAUAGAAGUUAUUACUUACCUAGCUUCAACUGCAACGAAAUUUCCAAAGAAAUGUGUGGUGCUUUGCCUUCCGGGUACUAGUGAACGGGUAGCGGAUAUUAAAACCCGAGCUCAUGCCAUGAAGUGCCUUACCACUUUCUGUGAGGCUGUAGGUCCAGGAUUUAUUUUUGAGAGACUUUACAAGAUCAUGAAAGAGCACAAGAAUCCUAAGGUUCUUAGUGAGGGAACAUUAUGGAUGGUUACAGCAGUCGAGGAUUUUGGUGUUUCACUUCUGAAGCUUAAGGAUUUAAUUGAUUUCUGUAAAGAUAUUGGGUUGCAGUCAAGUGUGGCUGCAAGCAGAAAUGCCACCAUUAAGCUUCUAGGUGCUUUGCAUAAAUAUGUUGGUCCAGAUAUUAAAGGGUUUCUUUCUGAUGUUAAACCUGCAUUGCUUAGUGCACUUGAUGCUGAGUAUGACAAAAAUCCUUUUGAGGGUGCUUCUGCUGCUCCAAAGAAAACAGUUAGGGCUUCAGAAUCAAUGAGUUCUGUUUCUGCUGGUGGGUUGGACAGUCUGCCACGCGAAGAUGUUAGCGGAAAAGUAACACCUACUCUGCUGAAGAGCAUGGAAAGUCCUGAUUGGAAGGUUCGUUUGGAGUCAAUUGAAGCUGUAAAUAAAAUUAUUGAAGAGGCUAAUAAACGCAUUCAGCCAACUGGAACUGGUGAGUUGUUCGGUGCUCUGAGAGGACGUUUGUAUGACAGCAAUAAAAAUUUAGUCAUGGCAACUUUGACCACCAUUGGCGGUGUUGCAUCUGCUAUGGGACCAGCCGUUGAGAAGUCAAGCAAGGGCAUUCUCGCAGAUAUUUUGAAGUGUCUUGGUGACAAUAAGAAACAUAUGAGAGAGUGUGCUUUGACUACUAUAGAUUCUUGGUUAGCUGCUGUUCAUCUAGAUAAAAUGAUCCCGUAUAUUGCAACAGCGUUGAUUGAUGCUAAGCUUGGUGCUGAAGGGCGUAAGGAUCUAUUUGAUUGGUUGUCAAGGCAACUUUCUGGAUUAAGUGAUUUUUCUGAUGCUGUACAUCUGUUGAAACCAGCUGGCUCUGCUAUGACGGACAAAUCAUCAGAUGUUCGAAAAGCGGCUGAAGCUUGCAUCACGGAGGUCUUGAGGGUUUCUGGUCAAGAAACAGUUGAGAAGAAUUUAAAAGAUCUUCAUGGACCAGCCUUAGCUCUAGUUCUUGAAAGAGUGAAACCUUAUGGUGCAUUUCAAGAAUCAUUCGACUCUGCUAAAACAAUUUCCAUGGGGCCAACAUCCAAAACAAAUGCAAAGGUUGGAAAAUCUGCUACCAAUGGUGUUCCAAAGCAUGCAAAUAGAAUCACGUCUUCGAGAGCCAUACCAACAAAAGGCUCAAGGUCAGAGCCGAUGAUGUCUGUCCAGGAUAGAGCUGUUCAGUCUCAAGCUCUGUUGAAUGUUAAAGACUCCAACAAGGAGGAUAGGGAGAGAAUGGUAGUCCGCAGGUUUAAGUUUGAAGAGUUACGGAUAGAACAGAUUCAAGAUCUUGAGAAUGAUAUGAUGAAAUAUUUCAGAGAGGAUUUACACAGGCGGCUCUUAAGUGCAGAUUUUAAAAAACAAGUUGAUGGGCUUGAGAUGCUACAGAAGGCGCUUCCAUCCAUUGCCAAGGAACUGAUUGAAGUUCUGGAUAUUCUUCUGAGGUGGUUCGUUUUGCAGUUUUGUAAAUCCAACACAACUUGUCUGUUGAAGGUACUGGAAUUUCUUCCUGAACUUUUUGACAUGCUGCGGGAUGAAGCCUACACAUUGACUGAAUCAGAAGCAGCUAUUUUUCUUCCGUGCUUGAUAGAAAAGUUGGGGCAUAAUAUUGAGAAAGUACGAGAAAAAAUGCGUGAGCUUACUAAACAGAUUGUCCAUGCAUAUUCUGCAUCAAAAACUUUUCCAUAUAUUUUGGAGGGCUUGCGCUCUAAAAACAACCGUACACGAAUAGAGUCUGCGGAUCUUGUUGGAUUCUUGAUCGAUCAUCAUGUCGCCGAGAUUAGUGGACAACUAAAAUCCCUGCAAAUUGUUGCAAGCUUGACAGCAGAGCGGGAUGGUGAAACUAGGAAAGCUGCUUUAAACACACUUGCUACUGGCUACAAGAUUCUUGGUGAGGACAUUUGGCGAUAUGUUGGAAAGCUUACAGAUGCUCAGAAAAGCAUGUUAGAUGAUAGAUUUAAGUGGAAGGUACGAGAGAUGGAAAAGAGAAAGGAAGGGCGGCCAGGUGACUCUAGAGCUGCUUUGAGACGCUCUGUCAGGGAAAAUGGGUUUGAUUUAGCAGAACAAAGUGGGGAAGUAUCACAAUCUGUUUCUGGCCCAACAUUUUUGAGGAAAAACUAUAGUCCACAUGAGCUUCACAUGGAUAGACAGAUAAUGCCUCAUGCAGUGACUAGUGUCAGUGGGCCCACUGAUUGGAAUGAAGCUUUAGAUAUCAUUUCCUUUGGUUCCCCAGAGCAGUCGGUUGAAGGAAUGAAAGUUGUGUGCCAUGAGUUGGCACAGGCCACUGGGGAUCCAGAAGGCAGUGCUAUGGAUGAGCUCGUGAAAGAUGCUGAUAGACUUGUUUCGUGCUUGGCGAGCAAGGUAGCCAAGACUUUUGACUUCAGCUUGACUGGAGCUUCAUCAAGAUCCUGCAAAUACGUCCUUAACACACUCAUGCAGACAUUUCAAAAUAAGAGACUUGCUCAUGCUGUCAAAGAGAGCACUCUUGAUAGUCUAAUAACAGAGCUUCUACUCUGGCUAUUGGAUGAAAGGGUUCCCCAUAUGGAUGAUGGUAGCCAACUGCUAAAAGCAUUAAAUGUCUUAAUGCUUAAGAUUCUGGAUAAUGCUGAUAGAACUUCGUCCUUUGUUGUCCUGAUUAAUCUCCUACGUCCAGUGGAUCCUUCAAGAUGGCCUUCAUCUGCAUCAAGUGAGACAUUUGCUAUUAGAAAUCAGAAGUUCUCUGAUCUUGUUGUCAAAUGCCUAAUAAAACUCACAAAGGUUCUUCAAAGCACUAUAUAUGACGUUGAUCUUGACCGCAUCCUUCAAAGCAUCCAUAUAUAUCUGCAGGAAUUGGGGAUGGAAGAAAUUAGAAGAAGAGCUGGCGCGGAUGACAAGCCAUUGCGCAUGGUGAAAACUGUUCUACAUGAACUUGUUAAGCUUCGUGGAGCUGCAAUAAAGGGCCACCUUUCUAUGGUUCCUAUAGACAUGAAACCUCAGCCAAUUAUUCUUGCCUACAUCGAUCUUAAUCUUGAGACUUUAGCUGCCGCAAGAAUGUUGACCUCAACAGGGCCUGUGGGCCAAACUCACUGGGGUGAUUCUACAGCCAACAAUCCAUCAUCUGCCACACAUUCUGCUGAUGCCCAGUUGAAGCAAGAGCUCGCUGCCAUAUUUAAAAAAAUUGGUGACAAGCAAACAUGUACAAUUGGCCUAUAUGAACUAUAUCGCAUCACACAGCUAUACCCCAAGGUUGAUAUAUUUGCUCAGCUCCAAAAUGCUAGUGAGGCUUUCCGCACUUAUAUUAGAGAUGGUUUGGCACAGAUGGAGAAAAAUGCCGCUGCUGGCAGGACACCUUCUAGUUUGCCGAUGUCAACCCCUCCACCAUCUGCUCUUACUGCAUCCUCCCCAGAAUAUGCACCUCUUUCUCCUGUUCAUACAAACUCCAUAAAUGAUGCAAAAUCAAUGAACACGAAAUCCGAGCCAGCAAACUUUCAUCUACCUCCUGCUUAUUCUGAAGACAACAGAACUGUUAACACCAUUACUUCAAGAGGUCUCAUAUCAGAGAAUUCUUUGGCAGACCAAAGAAAUGAGAAAUUUUUAAGUGGAGUAACAACAGGAACAUUAGAUGCUAUUAGAGAAAGGAUGAAGAGUAUGCAGUUAGCUGCUGCGGCUGGGAAUCCAGAUUCGGGAAAUAGGCCAUUAACAAUUGUGAACGAUAAUUUGAGCAAUGGACUCUCUGGUCAGGUUCCUCGUGCACCAGACUCUGUUGGUUUUGAAAAUCCUGUACAGGGAGGGGUUCUUCCUAUGGAUGAGAAGGCAUUAUCCGGUCUCCAGGCGCGGAUGGAGAGACUAAAAAGUGGUGCUAUUGAUUCUCUGUAGAUUAAAACUGGAGGUAGCGCCAUAUACUCGGCAUCUUUUAUUAGGAGCAUCUUGUAUGAUCCUGAUCAUGUAAAUGGAGCGCAAAUUACAUUGUGAUCAAAAUGAGUUUAGUGUCGAUACAGAUAUCAUCUACAACCAUCAUUCUACACUGGAAUGAGUUCCAGUUCCAGGCUCAUUUUCCUCCUCUGAUGUGAAAUGAGUCCUGAAGAAACUUGCACUAUCUAGCGAUGUGCCAAAUGAUUCAGUGUGCUAGAUUGCUUGUAGGCUUUUGUAUAUUAUAGGCUGUUUUUGGCAGAUGUGCAAUUCCUUUUUAAGUUAAUACAACUGUAAACAGAUGUCAGGAGAUUUGUUGUAUACAAAUGGGGGAUUCGUGCAUAAAAAUGUUAAAUGCUGUAUCUCAGUAUUCGCAUCGAAUCCAAUUUUGCACAAGUUGUCAAUGA
This is a messenger RNA of Ricinus communis (castor bean), 6739 nucleotides long. RefSeq names its product protein MOR1. Gene Ontology annotation, cellular component: centrosome; kinetochore; microtubule plus-end. Gene Ontology annotation, biological process: microtubule polymerization; mitotic spindle organization; establishment or maintenance of microtubule cytoskeleton polarity. The transcript has 54 exons. Lineage: Eukaryota; Viridiplantae; Streptophyta; Magnoliopsida; Malpighiales; Euphorbiaceae. The record is from RefSeq and is a predicted model, not a curated record. Gene Ontology annotation, molecular function: microtubule plus-end binding; microtubule plus end polymerase activity. The coding region runs from base 216 to 6299 and encodes 2027 amino acids.